CGAUUCACAAUACAAAACUGUAAACGAUAAAACUUAUCACGUUCAAUGUCACUUGCAUGCGACCCAUAAAUCGACAAUAGGUAUUUUAGAAAGGAUUAUUGUGGAUUUACCAACAUAUGAGGAUUAUUCGCAGUGUUGAUAUAGCAUAGUGAGUGACAGUUUCGCACAAUAUUUGAAAGAAGAAGCAAAGUUGGAUUUUUGAUUACAGCGUAUUUUGGCUAUUCCAUUCUAUUUUAAAAAACGAUUUUGAGUUUUCCGAGUUUGAAACAGCAGUAUGUUAAAUUUUCCCAAUGAAGAUGAUAUAUUGGGAUAGCGAAACAGGUGGAAUAUAAACUGAAACUUUAAUUUAGAAUGCAAUGGAGUUGAAUAUACACGAAAAUGAUCCAAACAAUAUAACUAUGGAAGAAAUUCAUCUGGAAUCGAGAUAUGAACACCCGAAUGAAUCAAGAAAUACAAAUGAAACUACAGGAGCAAAUAGUAAAUCAACAGAAGGGAGAAAUAUAGAUACCAGUAACAAAAAAGAAACUGGAAACAGCAGCAACUGGAACAAUGUCAUUCAAAAUUUAAAAAAUUUCUGGAACCAUCCAGCAGGACCGCUGACAAUCUUUUUUUGGGCACCUGCUUUUAAAUGGGGUCUGGUCAUAGCUGGUUUGACAGAUUUGGCAAGACCUGCAGGAAAUAUCAGUAUACUGCAAACAUUGGCCUUAGCUGCCACGGGAAUAAUAUGGUGUAGAUAUUCGCUUGUGAUUAUUCCUAAGAAUUAUAGUUUAUUCAGUGUGAAUUUGUUUAUAGCAGUCAGUCAGUGUUAUCAACUUUACAGGUCUAUGAAAUAUCAAUAUUUUUCAUGACAAAUGUCAAUUCGAGAUAUAGGUCCAGUUGCAGGAACGUCCAUUAAGAUUUAAUGGCCUAUUAAAAUUUAAAACUGUCAUUUUUGAAGAGUGAUGGUUCGUCUUUUAGACAACCCCAGUAAAAACCUACUGACUCACCCUGUAUAUUUUGACAUAAAUUAAAAUAAUAAUAUUUCGAAUUAUUUUUAAAUCCCCUUUGCGAUGAUGUAUUCUCACUUUUGAGAUAUUAUUGGGAAAACGUAUCAGUUAAGUACGAAAUGAAAUCUAAAUUUUUUGAGAAAUUUAUUUAAAUUAAUAUAAAUACAGCAGGUUAAUAUGA
This is a messenger RNA of Coccinella septempunctata (seven-spotted ladybird), 1167 nucleotides long. Its product is annotated as mitochondrial pyruvate carrier 2-like. The transcript is spliced from 3 exons. The record is from RefSeq and is a predicted model, not a curated record. Bases 357 to 848 code for a protein of 163 amino acids. Gene Ontology annotation, cellular component: mitochondrial inner membrane. Lineage: Eukaryota; Metazoa; Arthropoda; Insecta; Coleoptera; Coccinellidae. Gene Ontology annotation, molecular function: pyruvate transmembrane transporter activity. Gene Ontology annotation, biological process: pyruvate import into mitochondria.